Molecule: messenger RNA, 8968 nt
Organism: Pseudonaja textilis
Lineage: Eukaryota; Metazoa; Chordata; Lepidosauria; Squamata; Elapidae
Gene: NBEAL1
Product: neurobeachin like 1
Biological process (GO): intracellular protein localization
Cellular component (GO): cytosol; membrane
Molecular function (GO): protein kinase binding
Source: RefSeq, a predicted model, not a curated record
GCGGCCGACUCCUCUGUCGGGGCUGAAUCGGACCGUGGCAGGCGAAGCCCCUCUCCGGGGAGUCCCCGGUGUCCCAUCAUGUUCUUUGCCUUAUUGGAGAAUUAAACAGACAUCUUCUGUUAUUGCUAACAAAAGUAUCCCAGGAUAUCACAAUUGGAAAGAUGCAGAAGACCUAAAAUUAAAUGGGAUUAUACUGACAUUUAAUCAAGCCACAAGAAUAUUCCUUGGAGUAUCCUGGAGUCAUGUUUCUUAUAAUGUAAAUUUGAAGAAUUUUCCUUUGUUUUCUUGCAUAUUCUGUAUCCAUCAACAAGCUUAAUUUUAUUUGGAAGAAGGACAGAUUUUCCAAAGUGCCAUUAAUGAAAAGGAAAGGGAAGAUUGUCACACUUUACUAUUCAAAUUCUGCAGUGGUAUCAGAGACUAAUUCUGUUCCUCUUUGGUUGAGUCCAUGAACUGAAGUCAGUAGUUUAAACUGAAACUGAGAAUGUUUGGAUCCUGAUUAGGGGAUACUUCCCAACCAAAUAAGAGGGAGCGUAGGAUGGCAUCCAGGGAGAGGCUUUAUGAACUUUGGAUGCUCUACUGUAAUAAGAAAGAUCCAGACUACUUGAAGCUCUGGUUGGACAAUUUUGUUUCUAGCUAUGAACAGUUUCUGGAUGUGGACUUUGAAAAACUGCCCACUAGGGUGGAUGACAUUCCCCCUGGAAUAUCUUUGCUUCCUGAUAACAUUCUUCAGGUUUUGAGGCUCCAGCUGCUGCACUGUGUCCAGAAAUUAUCAGAAGGGUUGGAAGAGCCACAGCAAGCACUGACACUGCUCCUAGUCAAGUUCUUCAUCAUUCUUUGCCGAAAUUUAGAUAAUGUGGAAGAGAUUGGGACUUGUUCCUAUAUUAACCAUGUGAUUACAAUGACCACACUCUACAUUCAACAGCUAAAGACUAAAACAAAAGAGAAAGAAGUGGCAGAUCAAACAUCUAUAGAAGAGUUUGUGCGACACGCGCUGGCUUUUUGUGAAAGUCUUUAUGAUCCAUAUAGGAACUGGAGGCAAAGAAUUGCAGGGCGUAUUCUGAGCACAGUUGAAAAAAGUAGACAGAAAUACAAACCAGCUUUACUCACAGUGGAAUUUGUCCCUUUCUUUUACCAGUGUUUUCAAGAAAGUGAGCAUCUCAAAGAGAGCCUCAAAUGUUGUCUGUUACAUCUCUUUGGAGCUAUUGUGGCUGGUGGGCAGAGAAAUGCUCUUCAAGCCAUCUCUCCUGCCACCAUGGAAGUCUUGAUGCGUGUCCUGGCAGAUUAUGAUAUGUGGGAUAACAGAGACCCAGAUGACGUGAGCAGGAAGGCUGAUUUGACAUUGAAGUGCCUGACGGAAGUGGUGCACAUUCUUCUCACUAGUAGUUCAGACCAGCGGCAAGUGGAAACCAGCACCAUACUGGAGAACUAUUUCAAGCUGCUGAACGCGGAUCAUGAGGCUUUGCCCAACUCAAGGUCCCGUCAGUGGGAAAGCAGGUUCAUUGCACUGCAGAUUCAAAUGCUGAAUGCAAUAACUGCUAUGUUGGACUGCACAGAUCGGCCUGUUCUGCAAGCCAUUUUCCUUAAUAGUAAUUGUUUUGAGCAUCUUAUUCGACUUCUACAGAAUUGCAAGCUAUUUUUAAAUGCUAAUAAUAAGUUGGCAGACAAGAAUGAGAAAGACCAUGCCAACAAAUUGCUGGCAGAAAUGAAUCAGGAACAGGUAUUCCAGGGGCAACUGGACCGUUUGGCAGUAUCAGCUAUUCAGGCUCUCACAGCGGUGAUGCACAGCUCUCCAGCUGCCAAGGAAGUGUUCAAAGAACGAAUUGGUUAUGCCCAUAUAUUUGAAGUUCUAAAAUCUAUGGGUCAGCCUUCACAGGAACUACUUGAAGAACUUCUGAAUAUGGCGGUUGAAGGUGACCAUGGAUCAGUUGGAAUGUUGGGCAUAAGCAACGUUCAGCCUUUGUUGCUGCUAAUCCAAUGGCUUCCAGAGAUGGAGUUACAUGAUCUCCAAAUCUUAAUUUCAAAUUUGCUGAAGCGGAUUUGCUGUAUUAACAGGCAGAGUCGUGCAAUUUGUGUCAACACAAACAUGGUCAUCCGUAUCAUUGAAACACUCAACAAGCACCCUCAACUCCAUGGAGCUUGUGCUGAGAAUCUGAUUGCCCUCUUGGGUUCUUUGGGGAGCCUGUCAGUGAGCUCUGAAGAACUGCAUGAACUGAUUCAGCUGCUAAGGACUAAGGACUCAAAGCUGGCUCAUCCGUACAUUGUUCCUGUGAUGCGUGCAAUUCUCACAAUGGCUCGAAAGCAAAGCUUGGACAACGCCUUGCAGUAUUUUGACUUGUCCCAUAGCAUGGCAGGCAUAGCAGUGCCGGCUAUUCACAAGUGGCCAGGUUCUGCAUUUGCUUUCAAUGCAUGGCUUUGCCUGGAUCAACAUCAAAUGAUUCCAGAUGCUAGCAGCAAGGGUGGCAAGAGGAAGCAACUUUACAGCUUUUUUACAGCUAGUGGGAUGGGAUUUGAAGCAUUCAUUACAUGUUCUGGAAUGCUAGUAGUUGCUGUAUGUACAAAGAAGGAGUAUGCUACUGUGAUGCUAUCAGACCAUUGCUUCUAUGAUUCUCUUUGGCACAAUAUAUGCAUUGUUCACAUGCCUGGGAAAAGACCCUUUGGUCAAAGUCUUGUCUAUAUUUAUGUAAAUGGACAACAGAAAGUCUCGGCACCACUUAGAUUUCCUGCCCUGAAUGAACCAUUUACUUCAUGCUGCAUUGGUUCAGCUGGUCAGAGAACAACUCUUCCUCCACCAUCGCAAAUCCCGGACCCACCCUUUUCAUCCCCAGUUAUACCUCCUCGGACUUCAUUUGGGGCGAUCCUUGGACCAGGCAGCUGGAGUGGCCUGCUGGGGAAAUCAGAACUUAUCACCAAGCUGAUCUCUGCAGGAACUCAAGAUAGUGAGUGGGGUUGCCCCACGUCUCUGGAAGGCCAGCUUGGCUCUGUUAUUAUAUUCCAUGAAGCCUUACAACUAUCUCACAUCAAAGCCUUAUAUUUGACAGGUCCAAAUUGUUUAACUCCUUGGAAGUCCCAAGAAUCUGAACUGGCAGAUUUGCCUAGCAAAAUACUUCUUCACUAUGCUCCUAAGGCCUGCAGAAGCCCUAUCUGUCUUGACCUUUCUGCAAAUCUUUUACAUGGGAGGUUAACAGGGAUCAAAAUAGUAAACUGGGACAUCAAGGAUAUGAUUAACUGCAUAGGUGGAUUAAAUGUUCUGUUCCCACUGUUGGAGCAUAUCAGUUACCUUGAUGGGCAGUUGCCUGAGAGGCCAGAGGUAGAAACUCUGCCCCAUGAAUUGUUGACACCUGUUGAAGGAGAUUGGGUUGUAUUAACAUCCACCAAGGCUUCAGAGGCUCGUUUGGAGAAGAAUAUAAUUGCAACCUUCAUCUUGAUGAUAAAGCAUUUUAUUCAAAGGCAUCCAGUCAACCAAGAUAAUCUUAUUCACACUCAUGGAAUUGCAACAUUAGGAGUCCUUUUGCAAAAGGUGCCCAGCAGAUUCAUGGAUGUGAAUGUACUAAUGGCAGUCCAGUUAUUGAUAGAACAGGUCUCUGUGGAAAAAAACGUACAGCUUUUGCAGCAAAUGCAUCAGCACCUACUUUUUGACUUUAGCAUAUGGAACCGUGGGGACUUCCCAUUCCGAAUUGGUCAUAUCCAAUACCUUUCCACAAUUAUCAAAGAUAGCAGAAGGCUCUUCCGGAAAAAAUAUGGUGUGCAGUUUUUGUUGGAUACUUUGAGAAUUUAUUAUGGAAACCACUCCAGGGACAGUGACUUGCUUCCAGAUGAUCUUAGGACAAUCAGGACAUCUCUGUAUGGUCUAAUCAAAUACUUCUUGACCAAAGGUGGGACACACAUGGAAGUCCAGAGUGUCAUGGGAUACAUAGCAGCCACAGGUGAUGAGGAGCAGCUCUUUGGGAUUCUGGAUAUGCUCUUCAGCCUGCUUAACACCUGCCCAACCCGAGAUCAGCUUUUCUUAUUGCUUUUUGAACCAGGAAAUGCAGACAUCCUUUAUGCUCUUCUACUGAAUCAGAGGUAUUCUGAUAGACUACAAGAACUUGUGUUCAAGAUUGCAGAGCAAAUGCUUAAAUGCACUAAAGUUUAUGAACGGAGCAAACAACGUAUGAAACUCAGAGAAGUUGGCUAUUCUGGAUUGGGUCUGCUCCUGAAUGAAUCUCCACUUAGCACUUCUCUUAUGAAGAACCUUUUCAACCAAGUUCUGCAUGCUGAUCCAUAUGUGAAUUGCAAGGACUUUUUAGCUGUGGUGCACUUGGCUCAUCGAGCAGAUCUAAACGUAAGAGUGGCUGCCUGUCGAAAGCUUUUGCAAAUCCUACAUUCCCAACAAGAUUCAGCGCAACAGAUUUCUCAGCAACUUGGGUGGCAGGAGACGCUGACUCGACUGUUCCUGAAAGAGCAUGCUGAUGUCAGGAAUGGUGUGAGGGACACUAAAAGCGACUCUACUAAAGGAGAUGAUAAGCGUGCUUCUGCCAAAGACCAUCAGCAGGGUCGUACUUCCAAGGCUGAUGGGGAAGAUGGUGCUAGUUUUGCAUCUGUCAAUGGUUCUUGUGAUCAGUGGAGUUUAGAAGAUGGCAAAUCUGUGACAGUGAUGGAAGAUACAUCUGUGAGGGAGAUGCCCUUUAGGCCUGAGGACCAGGAAGACUUGUGGCAGAAGAAUCUACAUUUAAGCUUAGACCUUUCAAGUGUUGACUCUUAUGAAUUGGGUGACAGUGGGAGCCAGAUGGCUGAUAGUCUGCCCAGCACCCCUUCUCCCAUAGAGAAUACAAAGACAUUUUCUGGACAGCUUGACAAGGAACCAAAUGCUGCAGAGGACCUGGUAUUUGCUGCUGAUCUUUCCUUAUUUGAAAUUCAUGAGGCAUGCAAAGAAGAUCUCCUUCAGCUUCUGACAGAUAUUUUGCUUUGUGUGAUGUGGAAAGGCAUUGAGAGAUCAGAUGAUGCAGCUUGGAUUGAGAAGGGUCAGGUUUUUUCUGCACUUACCAAAUUGGGCAUCUCUAAUGAAUUACUACUACCAUCAGAUGAGAUUAAACUCAAUUUGUUAGAGAAGAUGCUGGAGUGGGCAGUCACUGACACAAGAGAAGCCAAAUCCCCCCCAGUGUACACAGAAAAAGCUUUCCGACUCUUGUUCAUUGUUCAGGAUUUCCUGCAAGCAGAAGGUCUCGUGAAUUCAAGACUCUGGACAGAAAAGCUUUUGGAAGAACUGGUGACGCUUGUGGAUACUUUGUCAAUCUGGUAUUCUUCUGGUCCAGAAAAUGUGAAGCUCUAUCAAGUACAGGUCCAGCUGCUUCUUGGAUUCAUUGGACAAGAUAAUUUACAGGUUUGUGCAAUGGCUGCAGCCAAGCUCAACACCCUCCUUCAGACCAAAGUAUUUGACAACCAAGCGGAAUCCUGUUACUUGCUGGGAAAACUGGAAGGCAUCCUGAGUAGAUCUAUCCAAGAAAAGACUGAAACUUACUCCUUCUUGAUCCCUCUAGUUCGAACUCUUAUUUCCAAAAUAUAUGACCUUCUGUUCAUGAACUUACACUUGCCUUCCUUGCCUUCUACUAAUGGAAGCCCUUCCUUUUUUGAGGAUUUCCAGGACUAUUGUAGAACUGAUGAAUGGCAAGCUUACAUUGACAAAUAUAUUAUCCCUAAUAUGAAGCAGUACGAGCUCAGCAUUUUCAGUGAUGGCCAUGAACGUAUGGCACUAUAUUGGAAGGAUUGCUUUGAGGCAUUAAUGGUCAACAUCCAUAAACGUGAACGGGAGAGAGGAGAAAGCAAGCUCAAAUUUCAGGAAUUUUUUGUAGAGCCAUUUAACCGGAGGGCACGGCAGGAGAACAUGCGUUACAAUGGAAUGCUAAAACAGUUAAAUAAUCAGCACACAACAACUCUGAGACAGUGGAGAGCUGCCAAACUUUACCUUACCUGUGAACAAGGCCCUUGGGCUGAAAGGAAGCCGAAUCUCAUUCACUGGAAACUUUCAAAUGUGGAAAAUUAUUCACGAAUGAGGCUAAAAUUAGUGCAAAAUUACAAUUUCAACUCUCACCAGGAGGCCAGUGCCCUGAGGGAUAAUCUAGGAGUAUUACAGAUGCCACCAUCAAGGGAAGCUUUGCUUCUGGAGGCAGUGAAGCAAGUAAAAGUCAGUGAUAUGGAAGAUGAUAUACUUGAACUACCAGAUGAAGAUCCAACAUCCAGUACAAAUACGGAUGAAAAGGAAGAGCAGGGUCAAAAAGAAAAACUUGUGCUCUCAGAAGACUGUGAACUUAUUACAAUAAUGAAUAUAAUAUGUGGCAGGCUGGAGGUCACUACACAACACAUUUACUUUUAUGAUGGCAGCAUUGAAAAAGAAGGUAUAGGUUUUGAUUUUAAAUGGCCUCUUUCUCAAAUUCGAGAGAUUCACUUGCGCCGUUAUAAUCUGAGGAGGUCAGCUUUGGAGAUCUUCUUUAUUGACCAGACUAAUUAUUUCCUUAAUUUUAAAAAGGAGGCAAGAAACAGAAUAUAUAGCCGAAUUCUGUCUCUGUGUUCUCAAAAUAUUAGUGGGACCAGAUCUCCCCAAGAAUUAUUCAAAACUUCUGGAUUGACUCAGAAAUGGGUGAACAGGGAAAUAUCCAAUUUUGAUUACCUCAUUCAGUUAAAUACUAUGGCAGGACGAACCUACAAUGAUCUUGCACAAUAUCCUGUUUUUCCAUGGAUCCUGCAGGAUUAUACUUCAGAAGAAUUGGAUUUGAAUAAUCCUGCAGUAUUUCGGGAUUUGUCUAAACCUGUUGGUGUAGUGAAUGAAAAGAAUGUGAGAGCUGUAAAGGAAAGGUAUGAUAACUUUGAAGACCCCCUUGGAAUUAUUGACAAGUUUCACUAUGGGACUCACUACUCCAAUGCAGCUGGGGUCAUGCAUUACCUCAUUCGGGUUGAACCUUUUACCACUUUGCAUAUCCAGCUUCAAAGUGGGAGAUUUGACUGUGCGGAUCGACAGUUCCAUUCCAUUCAUUCUACUUGGCAAGCUCUCAUGGAGAAUCCAAAUGAUGUGAAGGAGUUAAUCCCAGAAUUUUUCUACUUGCCAGAGUUCUUAGAGAAUCAAAAUCAUUUCAAUUUUGGUCAGCUCCAGAUUUCAAAAGAAGAGAUAAAUGAUGUUGUCCUUCCAAAAUGGGCAGAUUCUCCAGAAGACUUCAUUUUCAAACAUAGGAAAGCAUUGGAAUCAGAAUAUGUCUCUGCUCAUCUCCAUGAAUGGAUAGAUCUGAUUUUUGGCUAUAAACAAAGGGGGCCAGCUGCAGUGGAAGCUCUGAAUGUCUUCUACUACUGUACCUAUGAAGGAGCUGUAGACCUGGAUGCCUUAACUGAUGAGAAAGAAAGAAAAGCCUUAGAAGGGAUGAUUAACAACUUUGGACAAACACCUUGCCAACUAUUGAAGGAGCCCCAUCCAGCAAGAUUAUCUGUGGAGGAAGUGCUGCAGAAACAGACCAAAAAUGAAAAUUCCACCCUCAAUCUGUUUCAGCAUCUCUCUGAACUAAAAUCCUUCUUUAUUGAGGGAAUCAGUGAUGGAAUCCCCAUUGUUAAGGCCAUUGUUCCCAGGAACCAAUACCGGUCUUUCAUGUCACAGGGAAGUCCAGAACUUUUGGUAACAGUGAAUCUCAACUUUAUCAUUGGAACUCAUGGAUGGCUACCUUAUGACCGAAAUAUUUCCAAUUAUUUCACUUUCCUUAAAGAUCAAACAGUGACAAAUCCCAAAACACAACGAAACAUCAGUGGUCCUUUUGCACCAGGAUUAGAAAUUAUUUCAAAGUUGUUUGUAAUGUCCCAUGAUGCAAAGUUGCUUUUCAGUGGAGGGCAUUGGGACAAUAGCAUUCGUGUGACAUCUCUCACCAAGGGAAAAAUGAUGGCCCAGCAUAUUCGGCACAUGGACAUUGUGACAUGCUUAGCCAUGGAUUUCUGUGGGAUCCAUUUAAUUUCAGGCUCAAGGGACACCACUUGUAUGGUGUGGCAAAUAGUUCAGCAGGGAGGAGUACCAAUAGGAUUGGCUCCUAAACCUUUGCAGAUUCUCUAUGGACAUACCAAUGAAGUGUCUUCAGUUGGCAUCAGUACAGAACUGGACAUGGCAGUGUCAGGUGCCAGGGAUGGAACUGUGAUUGUCCACACAAUUCAGAAGGGGCAACAUAUGAGGACUCUAAGGCCACCUUGUGAGAGUUCUCUCCAGAUCAUUGUUCCUAAUCUGGCUGUAUCUUGGGAAGGACACUUAGUUGUUCAUACCAGCAUAGAAGGAAAAACAUCUCUCAAGGAUAAGAAUGCAUUGCAUCUCUACUCUGUGAAUGGGAAGUAUUUGGGCUCUGAGAGCUUGAAGGAAGAAGUGUCGGAUCUUUGUGUGACUGGAGAGUAUAUUGUAAUAGGGAGUCUACAGGGAUUUCUCUCCAUAAGAGAUCUCUACAGCCUGAGCCUUAGCUCCUCCCCUUUAGCCAUGCGGCUGCCAAUUCACUGUGUCUCUGUUACCAAAGAGUUCAGCCACAUUCUGGUGGGUCUUGAUGAUGGCAAGUUGAUUAUCAUUGGUGUUGGAAAGCCAGCAGAGAUGCGUGCUGGCCAACUCUCCCGAAAAUUGUGGGGUUCAAGCAAACGGAUCAGUCAGAUUUCAUCUGGAGAAACUGAAUAUAAUACUCAAGAUUCCAUGUGAUAUCUGCUACUAUCAUCUUUUGCGAUUCAUACAUUUAUUUAAUCUUCCAAUCAUACCUCCCAACUUUCUCAGUUAUAUUGCAACUACAGCACAAUUUCUACAGGCACAUAUGUAUAUUAGUAUACAACACUUAUUUUGUUGUGCGAAGUAGAAGCAAUAAGCUAAUUCAAUCUUUUUAAACACAUUGUGAGCAGUGGUGGGAUUCAAUUUUUUUUUACUACUGAUUCUGUGGGCAUGGCUUGGUGGGCGUGGCAGGGGAAGAAUACUGUAAAAUCUCCAGUCAGAGGGGGU